UCGGACUUCCUGGGAAAAUUGUUUCAAAAUCAAAAAGGGAAAAUACAUGUAUAUUUUGUGGAAAUAAUCAUGGCGGAUGUUCACUAUUAUUCGCAAGUGUCGUAUUACUUUAAAGACAGCCUCGCAUACACCGAAGAUCAUGUCCUGGUGACGAAGCUUUACUUGUUCAAUAUGCACAAGAAGCUGGAUGAGUGUGCGCUGCUUUCAUACUUCAAUUCCAUGUUUGGAAAUGUGGCAGAUUUAAAAUUGUUUCGACAUGGGAGAGCAGGGUACAGGAAAUCAGGCUAUGUGCGUUUCAAGGAUGCACGCAGUGCUGCCAGUGCUCUGCAUUGCCCCAAGCAUAAUCUUAAUGGACUUUAUAUACACUCCACAGCCAGCGAUAGCUGGCGUCAACCCGAUGCAUACCCUGACUGUGAGAUUACAUCCCCACAACAGAAUAUGCAGGCGAAUAUAAUGAUGUUGAAUGAUGAUUGCUUUCGGGUUAUAUUUGAGAUGCUCUCACAUGUGGAUCGUAUAAAGUUUGCACGCGUCUGUGCACGUUUUCGUGACCUGUAUCAGGAUAUCUCGCCGUCACUGUACAAGUCUGUGAACUGUGAGAUCUUUCAGACGAUGACCUUGUGGGAAAUACGCGACUUUUUCACACUAUCCGGAUGCAAUAUACAGCAGAUUCGCGGAAGUCUAAAGGAGAGCAGCGUGCGUAUCUGCACUUUUAUGGGAUGGCAUUGCGUUAACUUGAAAUUAUUGGACAUUUCGCUCACUCCAUUGACUCUCGGCAGCACAUAUAGAUUGCUAUCAAACCUGUAUUACCUAGAGAGUCUUCGUUUGGAUGGCUGUAACCUCCGAAAUGAGAAUUUGCUUGCGAUGAGACAUCUGAAGCAGUUGAAGGAACUGGAUAUUUCACGUAAUUACUCAUUAAAUGGAGCCAAUAUGGAUCAGUUUCCAUCUUCCAUUGAAUCGCUGACUCUUACAAAUUGCUAUAAUUUGCUAGGAUUUGCAUUGCCAGACUUCUGUUCUUCACUCACGAAUCUUAAGAAAAUGGAUAUCAGAGGACUUGUCGGCAUAUACGCCAGUCUCGAGAACUUAAUAAACAAAAACAUUUGUACCUGUCUGGAGGAGCUCGUAUUCAGCGAUCCUGCUUACGAAUCCGACUAUGACCACAUUGCUAAAUUGCCGUCUCUUAAGAGGAUAACUAUUCAGUAUGAAGAACGUUACUCGAAGAAUUCAAAAUUCUUGUAUCGACUUGCAAGGCAUAAAGCCAAUCAACUGGAGUAUCUUGAAGUAAUCGGCGCAAACUGUAUCACAGCGGAUGAUGUUAUACAAAUAAGCAAAUUGACUGCACUGCGCUCAUUGCGUUUGAUAAAUCAAGCUUCUAUUGAUGACCGCGGGCUUGCGGCAUUUGGAGCAUUAAAGCAACUGGAGCAGCUGAAUCUCACCUCAUCUAUCCACAUAACCAACAAUGGUGUGUUGCAACUGCUGCUUAAUUGUCCGAAAUUGCAAGAAGUUUAUGUACAGCAUUGCCGUUAUCUGACAGACGAUUUGCUUCGCAACUUUGUUCGCAAGGCUCCGGAAAAGGUCAAGAACCAGCACGUGCUGCCCAUCAAGCUGUAUAUAUAUGGCUGCAAGAUUACGGAAAUCGGCUUGCACAAUGAUAAAGUGGCCUCCAAAAAGUAUCUGGAUGUCUCGUUAAUUGCUCCAGAGUAUUCAUUACCAGACUUGGCAGAUCUUCUUCAGCUUGCAUACAUCAGUGAUGAUGAAGAUGAUUUUCUCACUGACUCAUUUAACUCAUAUGACUCCGACACUCCGGAUAGCGAGUUUGAUCAUUAUGAUUUAGGAUAUAUAGAUUACCACUAAUCUCUUAUAAGUAUAUAUGUGUAUUAAUUUAAUGUUAAUAUCGGUGGAGUUAUUAAGUUUAGUUUUUCUUUUUUGCCAAAGUGAAUAUAUGUGUCUCACCAUUAUGUGUUUAAGAUACUGACUGGAUCAGCGAAGACAUUUUGUAUUAUUUUAAAAUUUUUCCUAUUUACAACUAGUACCAAUGAAUAAAUAAAGUUGUUG
Molecule: messenger RNA, 2052 nt
Organism: Drosophila busckii
Lineage: Eukaryota; Metazoa; Arthropoda; Insecta; Diptera; Drosophilidae
Exons: 2
Coding region: 70-1851 (593 amino acids)
Biological process (GO): SCF-dependent proteasomal ubiquitin-dependent protein catabolic process
Cellular component (GO): SCF ubiquitin ligase complex
Molecular function (GO): RNA binding; protein binding
Source: RefSeq, a predicted model, not a curated record